Messenger RNA from Lotus japonicus, 1532 nucleotides. RefSeq names its product porphobilinogen deaminase, chloroplastic-like. The record is from RefSeq and is a predicted model, not a curated record. Gene Ontology annotation, biological process: heme biosynthetic process. The transcript is spliced from 5 exons. Gene Ontology annotation, cellular component: cytoplasm. Lineage: Eukaryota; Viridiplantae; Streptophyta; Magnoliopsida; Fabales; Fabaceae. Bases 118 to 1197 code for a protein of 359 amino acids. Gene Ontology annotation, molecular function: hydroxymethylbilane synthase activity.
GAUGAACGGUGAAACGAGGUUGACGGAAACAGCCAGCCGCUAUAUGAAUAGUGAGAAGACCGCGGCGGUUCGUUGAUUCACUGCGCUCUCGGUUCGGUUGAUUCACUGAACCAGGACAUGGAGACCGCGGCGGCAAUAGCGUUGGCGUUGCCAUAUCCUCCUUUCUCCACAACCAGAAGAAGGAGACUUGAACGCGUUUGCCUCACCAAGGGUGAGGCGGGUUCUGUUGCUGUUGAGCAACCGCAACCAACUAAGGAGAAGAUUGCUCUGCUCAAAAUUGGUACCAGAGGGAGUCUAUUAGCUCUAGCUCAGGCUUAUGAGACUAGAAACAAACUCAUGUCGGCACACUCGGAGCUUGCUGAAGAUGGGGCUAUUCAGAUUGUCAUAAUAAAAACAACAGGUGACAGGAUCCGAACGCAGCCACUUGCAGACAUUGGCGGCAAAGGCUUAUUUACCAAAGAAAUAGAUGAGGCCCUCUUAAACGGUCAAAUUGACAUUGCUGUCCAUUCUAUGAAGGAUGUUCCUACUUAUUUACCUGAUAAAACAAUUCUACCAUGCAACCUUCCGCGCGAGGAUGUAAGAGAUGCAUUUAUAUCCUUCACUGCACCUUCGCUUGCUCAUCUUCCUCAUGGAAGUCUUGUUGGUACUGCUUCACUAAGACGAAAGUCUCAGAUACUCCACAAAUGUCCAUACCUAAAUGUGCUGGAAAACUUCCGUGGCAAUGUCGAUACAAGGUUGACAAAACUGAACGAGGGAGUUGUCCAAGCUACAAUAUUGGCAUUAGCUGGUCUAAAACGCUUAAAUAUGACAGAAAAUGUGACUUCGAUCCUCUCAAUUGAAGAUAUGCUGCCAGCUGUUGCCCAAGGCGCGAUUGGAAUAGCAUGUAGAAGUAAUGACCAUAAAAUGGUGGAAUACAUUGCUGCACUGAAUCAUGAAGAAACAAGGCUAGCAGUGGUUUGUGAAAGGGCAUUCCUUCAUAUUUUGAAUGGGUCUUGCCGCACCCCUAUUGCAGGGUAUGCUUCCAGAAAUGAAGACGGAGAUUGCUUGUUUAGAGGAUUAGUUGCUUCUCCUGAUGGAACCUGCGUGCUGGAGACAUCUAGGGUUGGUCCAUACACUGUUGAAGAUAUGAUUGAGAUGGGUAAGGAUGCUGGCAAAGAGCUUCUUUCUCAGGCUGGACCUAACUUUUUCAGCAUUUAGCAACAAAUUAAAAUACUAGUGGGUAUGGAGGUUUCUUGGUCUAUUUUUAGGUCUUUGUCUCCUCUGUUCUAACUUUAAAGUAGAUUAAUGUCUAGUUGAGUUUGAGAAAAAAUUGUUGUGUUUUAUGGAGAUUGAAUUGCCAAUUUUGUUUUUUUGGUAAAUUAAUAUUCAGUUGAGAUUGAGAACGUGGACCUCACCUCUCGGCCCUCAUUAGGGUCAAAUUAUAGGGUGAUAUGACAUUCUGAGAGGAAGUGUUAUUUGUGAGAGUGCAUAAGAGUUGAGGUUGAAGACUCUCAAUUAGUAUAUACAAAGUAGAUUUUAGUUUUUUUUUAUAA